Micropterus dolomieu (smallmouth bass) is the source of this 1550-nucleotide messenger RNA. Its product is annotated as protein PTHB1-like. Gene Ontology annotation, biological process: cilium assembly. The coding region runs from base 45 to 1535 and encodes 496 amino acids. Gene Ontology annotation, cellular component: membrane; BBSome. The record is from RefSeq and is a predicted model, not a curated record. Lineage: Eukaryota; Metazoa; Chordata; Actinopteri; Centrarchiformes; Centrarchidae. The transcript is spliced from 14 exons.
ACCAUCAACUUUUACAGACUGACUCGUGUACGUCAAGAGGCAGCAUGUCUCUGUUCAAGGCCCGUGAUUGGUGGUCGGCAGUACUUGGCGAGGGGGAGGAGUUUGACCAGGGAUGCCUAUGUGUCGGAGACGUGGACAACAGUGGCACUGGACAUGACAAGGUGGUGGUGGGCAGCUACAUGGGGAUGCUGCGAAUAUUCUCCCCACAUGCCGAUAAGUCCAGCGAGGGAGUUCCGGUGGAAGCUCAGCUUCUAGAAGUCCAGCUUCAAAAUGCCAUCAUCCAGGUGGAAGUGGGCAAGUUUGUCUCGUGUUCAGAGCUUCUUCAUCUGGCUGUUCUUCACCCCAGGAAGUUGUCAGUCUACUCUGUUUCAGGCACUGCAGGGAAUGUGGAGCACGGCGACCAAUAUCAGCUGAAGUUGGUUUAUGAACACAAUCUGCAGAGAACGGCCUGCAACAUGACCUAUGGCACCUUUGGAGGGGUCACAGGUCACCACUCCCUGUGUAUCCAGUCCAUGGAUGGCAUGCUGAUGUUCUUCGAGCAGGACAGCUACUCUUUCGGCAGGUUCUUACCUGGUUUUCUUCUGCCUGGCCCGCUGGUCUACAACCCCAGAACAGACAGCUUCCUCACCGUUUCCUCUGCACGACAGCUGGAGAGCUACAAAUAUGAGACUCUGGCCGUGGCUACAGAGGCAGAGAGUCGACACGAUCCUGAUCUGCCCCUCAAGACCGGAGGCAAGAGGCUGAUGCCUGACUGGACGUUUAUCCUGGGAGAACAGGCCCUGGAUCUCUCUGUGCCCUCGUUCUCCCACUACUCCUCCUCCAUAUUCGUUCUGGGUGAGAGGAACCUCUACUGUCUCCGUGACACUGGCCAGAUCCGCUUCAUGAAGAAGCUGGAGUUCAACCCCAGCUGCUUCCUGCCCUACACUUCAGUAACGGAUGGCACGACCAACCUGUUGCUUGGUAACCACACCAACAUGCUGCUGGUGUACCAGGAUGUGACUCUGAAGUGGGCGGCCCAGCUCUCCUUUGUGCCUGUGGCCGUUCGUGUUACCAACUUCCCGGAGUUAAAAGGAGUCGUGGUCAGUCUGAGUUCUGACGGUAACCUCCUGUGCUCCUACAUGGGUACGGACCCCUCCUUCUUCUCCACGCCCAAGGUGGAUGCCCGAGAGGCUGACUAUGAGCAGGUGGAUGCUGAGAUGAAGAAGUUACAGAAGUUCAUCAGAGAGGCCACCAGGACUCAGGACAUCCUGCCUAAAACGGACAGUGAGGAGGACCUGAUUAUUACAGCUGCUGUGUCCUCCAGCAUGGACAGCCAAUCGCAAGCUCUAAUCCAAGAUAUUGAUGGUCUGCCCGUCUCUUCAGUAACCAUUCAAGUGAAGGUGAAGGCCUGUUGUGUUGUACAGUCCUCUAAGCUGACCGUCAGCAUUCAGCCUCCUCUGGCCGUCACUCAGGAUCAGUUUGUUCUGGAGCCCAUGGGCACAGAAGCUGGACCAACACCAGAAAAACGACAUUUCCCCCCCCAACACUGCUCCUGACAUUUGCUGAAACCA